Cylicocyclus nassatus is the source of this 358-nucleotide messenger RNA. Lineage: Eukaryota; Metazoa; Nematoda; Chromadorea; Rhabditida; Strongylidae. The record is from the annotation of a GenBank genome assembly.
AUGCGCACAUCAGCUGUGAGCUUGGCGAAGCACUUUGGUGGGCUGGGCAAAAUGUAUGGCGAACAUCGUUUCGCAUUGGCACCAAACGAGCAGAAGGCUUUCAAAGGCUUUAUCGACCAAGCUAUCGUAAAAGUAUUCAGAACUUACGUUUGGGAUCAGUGGUAUUAUUAUCUACCUCAAGCAGUUGGUGCUUAUCUUCUUUACGAUUGGGCAAAGAGGAAGAAUUAUGAAGUUUCGAGGAAGAAUCCAGCUGACUUUGCUAACGACCAGUAAACUACCUCAGAAUUUGUCUAUGUUGAUCUAGAACAGUAAAGAUUAGGUUUUGAAAUGGAUCUUUGAGCUUCAAUACUAAUUUGAC